AUGGCUGAAUUAAUUGGCAAACAUUGUUCUUAUCCACUAUGCAAUCAACUUGAUUUUUUGCCAAUCUUUUGUCAGCAUUGCCAACAAAUCUAUUGUAAAAAUCAUGGAUCAUCAAAUGACCAUAAUUGUUCGAUUUUAAACCAAAAUGACAAUAAAAUUGAUGUUUUACAAUCAAGCUCAGCUCCUUCGUUGCUUAUUUGUUCAUUCGAGUUAUGUAACGAAAAGUGUCCAAUUGAGUUUCUAUGUCCAAAAUGUAAAAAGAAUUAUUGUAUUAAACAUCGUCAUUUUGAUGAUCAUAAAUGUGCAUUUCAAGAACAACGACAGCUCUCAUCAUCUCCACUUCCAUCAAAAACAACGGCAAAAGUAAAUACGGAAUUUCAUUCGGAAAAAUUUCAAGGUACAAAAAAUGAAACAUUAGCAAAUAAAGUGGCAUUGAUGAAACUGAAACAGACGGCCAAAGGACCUCAAGGGGUACCAUUAGAAGCACGAUCACAUGUAUUUAUUGAAUUCAACACAAAACGUUAUCCAUUUUUUUUUUCAAAAUUAUGGCCAUUAGGUAGAGCAUUAGAUUAUUUAUUAAAUGAAUUGAAACUAACACAUACAACAACGAAAUAUGCUUUAUUUAAAAUUGAUAUACAUUUGGAUUUAUCAACGUGCAUUAAUGAACUUGAAAAUAAGUCAAUCAUAAACGAUGCUGACAUUUUAGUUUUGAAAAAUGUGUCCUAG
This is a messenger RNA of Didymodactylos carnosus, 726 nucleotides long. The record is from the annotation of a GenBank genome assembly. Lineage: Eukaryota; Metazoa; Rotifera; Eurotatoria; Philodinida; Philodinidae.